AAAAACAUAAAGAUUACAUGGAAUAACCAAAACAGCUCUGGAAAAUUUUUUUUUGCAGACCUCUCUAAACACUAUAAUUACAUUAAAUACGUUUAAAGCAUCUAAAAUUUAUAGCAAAGUAUCAAAAACUAUUAAGUAACAAUAAAGUAAUAAUAUAUAAAAUUUAGACAAAUUAUAGUUACAGGGCAUGUACUAUAGCAGGGGUCCCUAACCCCAGGGCUAGGGACUGGUUAGGGUUAGGGUGAGCAAAACUGUGCAUCCGUGGGAUCUAGGUUGUGCUCCAACCCAUCCCCGAUCCCUAGUGCCAAAAAUGUUGGACACUGCUGCCCUACAGGAUGUUUGCCCAUCAGGGUUCAAUGGAUCCUUUGCUUCAGGGUUUGUUUUGCCUGUUUUAUUCUGUCUUAAGGACUAUGGAGGGAGGAUAUCCUUAGUUGAAAAGGUUGAAUUUAACAGUCUUGAUCCAUGUACAUUGAAAGUUGUCCUGAAAAAUUAAUGAUGCUAAGUCUUGAGGGAAAAAGUUGGUUUAACAAAAGUUUAUAGAAACUAGACACUUUUAUCAUACCUGUCUCAUUUCAUUUUCAUUUAUCUUUCUUCUUAUUUGUUUAGGCAAUAAAAGAAUUCUAAUGGGAGCACUGUUCUGAAGUUCGGUUUUGCUGGGUGCCAUUAUGGAUGAACAGCAAGCUUUGAAUUCAAUCAUGCAGGAUUUGGCAGUUCUUCAUAAGGCAAGUCGUCCUGCUUUGCCGCUUCAAGAAAUGGGAAAGGGAAAGUUAAUUUCACCCAAAAAACAGAAUGAUGUACGAGUCAAAUUUGAACAUCGAGGAGAAAAAAGAAUCCUACAGUUUUCUAGACCUAUCAAGCUCGAAGAUCUUGCAUCAAAAGCUAAAGUUGCCUUUGGACAGUCCAUGAAUUUGUAUUACAGCAAUAAUGAGCUGGUAAUUCCAUUAGCUAUCCAGGAUGAUCUGGACAAAGCUGUGGAGCUCCUUGAUCGCAGUGUUCACCUGAAGAGCCUCAAGAUACUGCUUGUUGCUCAUGGAAACACACAGAAUAACAUGGAUCCCUUGUCAUCAUUAGAAGAUUUGGAUAAUACAGUUUUCAGAGUAACAGAAAAGAAAAACAGGAAUUCUGUAAUAGGUCGUAAAACUUUUCCAAGAGUUAGAAGGACUCAAGGAAACUGCUUACGCACUCCAGUAAGUUUCAGCCCAACUGAUUAUUCAUUGAGCACAAGCAGUGGGAGCAGCAUUUUCACUCCAGAAUAUGAAGAUGGACGAAUGCGGAGAAGAGGAAGUGAUAUAGAAAAUCCUACCUUGACCGUAAUGGACAUCAGUCCUCCCAGCCGCUCCCCACGUGCUCCAACUAAUUGGGUACUUGGUAAACCGCUUGGCCAAGGUGCAUUUGGUAGAGUUUAUCUAUGCUAUGAUGCAGACACAGGACGAGAACUAGCUGUUAAACAAGUUGAGUUUGAUCCUGACAGCCCAGAGACGAGUAAGGAAGUAAAUGCCCUUGAAUGUGAGAUUCAGCUUCUGAAAAAUCUGCUACACGAAAGAAUUGUUCAGUAUUAUGGCUGCUUAAGGGACCAUCCAGAAGGAACACUUUCUAUAUUCAUGGAAUAUAUGCCAGGGGGCUCAAUUAAAGAUCAGUUGAAGGCAUAUGGUGCUCUCACAGAGAAUGUGACUCGGAAGUAUACUCGCCAGAUCCUGGAAGGCGUUCACUAUUUGCACAGUAACAUGAUUGUACAUAGAGAUAUUAAAGGAGCAAAUAUUCUUCGUGACUCUGCAGGCAAUGUUAAGUUGGGUGAUUUUGGUGCCAGCAAACGGCUUCAAACAAUUUGUCUAUCUGGUACGGGAAUGAAGUCUGCUACAGGAACUCCAUACUGGAUGAGUCCAGAAGUGAUUAGUGGAGAAGGAUAUGGAAGAAAAGCAGAUAUUUGGAGUGUAGGCUGUACAGUUGUUGAAAUGCUCACUGAGAAGCCACCCUGGGCAGAAUUUGAAGCAAUGGCUGCCAUUUUUAAAAUUGCCACACAGCCAACCAAUCCCCAGCUGCCACCUCACGUCUCAGACCACGGUCGGGAUUUUCUAAAGCGGAUAUUUACUGAGGCUAAGUUGCGACCAUCUGCAGAUGAACUGCUGAGACAUACAUUUGCACAUUAUCACUGAUGGCCUGCCUCAAUCCCUUUCACCUACUGCAUUUUUUACUGCACUUUUUUUUAUACAGAGUUGAAAAAAGACAAGGGAGAAGUUAUUUCUCUUGAUUCUUUCUUUCAUAUAAAAUUGUUAAGAUCUCUCUGCAUAUUUAGAAUGCAGACUUUUUCCCAUUUAGAAUCUCCUUUGUUUCAGUAAUGUACUGAUGUGGUUUGCAUAAAGCACUUUAGUACAUAUUCAUUCCUAUUUAAGGGGGUAAAGAAUUUAUUUGGACCAUCAGGAAUCAUGUAUAAGACUUCCCCAUCUCUAUUCCCUUGGCAAGCACUGCUAAUUAACUCCCAAAGCUGGGAAGAUAUACAUGUCACUAGCAGAUUCAGAAAAACAGUAUAUAUCCAGUGGUUGCGGUGUAUAAAUAGAUAACAAAGAACUCUCAAUUAUAUUUGAGCUUUGAAAUAAGUUUCAUCUGUGAUUCUGGAAAUUCAUUUAGAAGCUAGAAUCUCAGGUUGCUGAGCAAGGUACAUUUUGGAAAAUAAACCAUCAUAUUAGCACAAAAAUGUAAACCAAAUAAGUGUUUUCUGCUUUGAAGAUAAGAAGCCUGUUGUUUAAUAGUGCUAGUGCAUUAAUGUCGUAUAUCCAGAAUCAUAGAUAAACAGAUUGCUGUAGUAUCAGACUUCUCUAAAGUUAAACAAUGUCCACGUAUCAUGCAACAAACUGAUUUUCAGGGUUGGAAAGAAUUGAUCUGUGAGGAGUCUCUAAUGGGUAGAAUGAAAUUUAUUUCAUGCAACAUAAUUCUGUUCAUAUUAAUUAAGAAUACGUUCCAUAUUCUUUCUUCUGUCCCAAUUAUUCUUCUGAUUCCCUAAAAUAUUUUAUAAGGUCCAGGUUUUUUUCUCUCUACUGUGAGUUUUAUCAUAAAGUACUUAAUGUAGAAAAAUGGCCAGAGUGUCAAAAAUAUAGUUUCUCUUUCUGUUGCUGCUGAACUGAAUUCUGUGUCUGAGAUGCAUAUUUUAUUUGUCAAAUCUCCUUGCUAAUUUGCACUGGGCUGACCAUGUGGGAAUUAUCUUCGUGGGUUGCAAAUGCCUUAUUAAUUUGCGUUGGAAAAGCAAGUUUGGUAGAAUGAGAUCUGGAAGUUCCCAUGUGUAUCUGUACCAUAUAAUUCAGUUACAGCUGAAGACGAAGGAAGACAUAAUACAAAUUGAAAAAAAGACAUUUUCACUCCCAAUUGUUUUUUUAAAUAUAUUUAUUUAUUUAGUUGUUUUACUUUUGAUUUGAUAAUAAAUGAAUAAUCAGAUUUGGGAUUAUUAUCCCAAUUGUUUCAACCCAUAUUUGGACAUGUAUUAACAAUAGAACUGUAGAAUGUAUGUUUGCUGGCUGGCCCUUUAGGAUAUAUCUAGCACCAAACAAUAAUAUAACUGGAAAAUGGGAAAGAUGCUUCCAUUUUCCAGGAGUGGUGUUGUAAACAUUACUAUUAAUUGUUUCCUAGGCUUUCUGCAAAAUGUCCAAAGCAAGUCAAAUUAUAUGAAGAUAAAUAGAUACCAUAAUGAUGCUAUUAAACCUGACCAACAAUGACAUAUAAAACAUGUUACAUAGGUAUGAAUCAUAAACCACAUAUACAACAAUAUAAAAGUGUGUAUGUGAUUUAUGAUUCAUGCUUACAUAAUGCUCCUGGCACCUUAAUCAUGACUUGGUAACCUGAAUUUACGUCUUUAUUUAUUGUUAAAAUAAGUUCAGAUAGAUAAAGCCUGUACUUUUGGAGAGCAUCUCUUAGACAUGCUGAAGAGAAAUAGGCAGCCCUGAUCCAUAUAGUCUUUCCCCAACUAAAAUGUAAUUUCAACACCAGAUCACCAAUAAAUAGAAAUGUAUUUUUUCCAUUUUUAUAGAACUAGGGACAUCUUUUAAUCUUAAUAUCCCAAAACCAACAACCACCAAAGAAUUGUACAAAUAAUAAUCCUAGCGUUAUACAUUUUGGUGGUGUUGCUGCCCCGUUGAUUGCAGCAAUAAGCUGCAGCUAUUAAAUAGGGCUUUUGUUAUUGGAAAUUGACCAUAUGUUGUUAAAAGUACGUGGAAUAUUGCUUAUGCAUUAGUCUAUAGUUGUAAGAUAAUUUAAAUUGGAGAAGCAAAUGUGGCUUGAACAAAAUUGACAGCAAAUCCUCUUUAAAAAUAUACAACCUAUUAAUUGAGUUGUUUUCUAAGGGUCUUAAUUUUUGACUUUUGAAAGUAACAGAAAUGUUUCUAUAAGGAGGUCAGGUUUAUUUUUCUAAAGGUGUACUUAAAAUUUAAAAUAACAUGUAAAAAGGAAUCAUCAUCGUCAUGACUCCUUUCCUGUAACCCUUCAGUCUGUUAUGGUUCUGUACAGAGCUGUGUUAUCCUACAUCUGAGUACAGGCUGUCUUUUUCUGGACCCUGUAAGAAAGCUCUGUAAGAGUCUAAAUUUUCUAAACUGCCAUCAAGCUGUAGCUAUGCAAAUUAUGUAAAACAUGAAAAUUUCCAACACUUGGUCUCAAGUAGACUAAAAGAAGAGACAACAAGAGAAGUCCUCCUCCCACAUUUAUCAAAGUGUAUAUGUAUAUUUAAUAGUUUUACCAAAGUUCUGUGCUCUCUCAAUUAACAGGGCUUUGAAAUGUUUAAAAUCUAGCAGUCAGACAAUCAUUGCAGCCUCUGGGUGACCUCUGAACAGCGCUGUUGCACCAGUUCAAAAUUGUUGAAUGAAAAUAUUUGUUCGUGCAGACUAUUUUGAAGACCAAAUUUAACCUUCCACUUAUUUCAGAAGGUAGUAUCUAAAACAACUUAAAUGCAUUAAGGAAUAAAUUACACUGAAUGCAGGGAUACAUUUUCUUUUUAGUAAAUAUGCGUUGGAUUAAGUUGUUGGAUUUUUUCCCCUCCAAAUCUGAAGCAGAGCCUUAAAUUAUUUUUUGCAGGGAGACAGGAAUCAAGCUCCAUCCAGAAAUUUCUAGCUUAAAGGGCAACACUAAUCAGCUAUACUUUUAAACAAAUAUACAAAGUCCUGUUUCAGCUGUAAAACAUGAACUGAUACUGUUGGAAUAGAAUCACUGGCUGCCUCUCCUUGCUCUUUCACUAUGUAAAUAAUAGCCUGUUUAUGGUGCUUUUCUGCUAUAAUUCAAUCUUUCUUGGAUCGGCUUUAUCCCACCAUGCCUUUUGGGAGUUUAGAAGCUUAGGGCAGUGAGUUCUUAAAAUUAUAUUAGGGCAGCGAGGGCAAUUGGCUCGGCAUGCCAAAAAUUCAGAAAAUGCCAACAUUGACUUUGGUGGCAUGUCACAUUUCCCCUCCUUCCCCAGUCAGAGAGGCCUGUCUUGACUCUCCUCUAGAUUCUCCUCAUCCUGUGAAAGUACAUAAGAGAGCCCUGCUCUUGGAGGGCCCCUGAAGCCUAAAAAAAAAUCACCCGAGAGCAUUCUUGUGUGAUUUUCUGAGGCUCUAGAGGCCCUCCAAGAGCAGGGCCUUCUUAUGCAACUCCUAGAAGGUCUGGAGGCCUGAUGUAUCAUCAAAAAUGACAUGUCAUAUCAUAGGCUAGUUAUCAUACUAAGGUCUUUUAGGAGUCUGGCACAGCGCUAACCUGAUUAUCAACAGGUCUGAUGUUCACAUGAUGUAGGAUACUGUGGUAACAACUGGGACAGAGGGUAAAUGUGAUUAUGUAGAAACUUGACUUCUUGUCCCUGAUUGGGAUGUGAAAUAUGUUUUUUAUACAAAAUAGAAAGUGCUGACAUCAAUUGAACUUUGGAAAAGGCUAGUUUCUUUUGAUAAUUUAUUAAACAAAAGCAUAAGAAUAACUCAUGAAUGUGUGAAUCCCCGAAAUACAGAAGUAAUGUGAAAUUUGCAGCUCUAAAAUAUUUGAAAGUAAUAAGGCCUUAAAAUGGAUAAAAUUCUAUGGAGUAGAUAGGUAUGAGAGCACUCAGUAUUAUGUGAAGGAGCAAAAAUAUAUAUUAGGUGGCUUAAAUUCAUGCAGAACAAGAAAUGUAAGAGACAAUACUUUUUGCUAAUAAAUUAGAAAAAAACCCAGAAAUUUAGACAAUUAGAAUUUAAUAUAUUCUGAACAGGAAUAAUUUUGUGAUCAAGUUGUUGGAAUAUGGAUGAGUGUAGGAGUUGCUUUAGGGGAAAAAUGGUGAUACAAUAGCCCUUUGCCUUUCUAAAGUUAUGUGCAAUUUAAAAUAUAUUCCUUAUCAAAAUAACUGAAUUAUAAGAUUUAUUCUGCUGUGUAUAUUUUACAUAUAAUUUCUAUACAGAACAAUUUACAAUGACCCUAAACCUAUAUUUUAAGUGUGUUUAUAUUUGAAGUAGCAUGGGAGAUUUCUAUCCAUGCUAUUUUUAUUCUAGGGAGCUAAAGAUACACUAGGGACCCAUAAAAUGCAGAUGGCAUUUCCAUUUUAUUUUGUGCCUUGUUUAAACUUUUGCAUAACUUUAGUCUGAGUACUUCUAUUACCAAAAGGUAAUAAUGUGAUCUUUAAAUAUAAUUCUAAUGCAAGUUAAGAAUUAUAAAAUCUUGUAAUGUCCAAAGAAGUAUCUUGAAAGUAGGCAGAGUCCAAAAUUGUAGAUAACUUGCCCAGAUUGCAGGAUACUUUGUGCUCCUCAAAUCCAUAGUGUGGCUGAGGGAGAAAGGGGAAAAAAAACAACAGCAGAGUAAGACUGAUAGCUGUGCCUUCUUUUAAUAUUGUGUUUUGUGUUGACAAUGACAAUAUAAAAGUGUUUCAAAAAAAGGAUGGAUAUAAAGAAGUUUCCCAAUCACUUCUAAUACCAGCUUUAGUGGAGGGAGGUAGCUCAGUUAUUAAUGAUUUACCUUUAAGCCACAAGGGACAGUUCCCAGCAAUUUGGCAUGAAGUUAUUGAAGUACACAUCCAGUUUUGAUAUGAAUUUGUAAAUAAAGUUUACAAAACAAAACCAUAGUGAUUGACAGCAAGCUUGCUGUUGCAAUUCAAGCCAAAUUUUGAUCAUUUUAAUUACAUUUUCCUUGGACUUCAUCAAAUGAGGCUGGGGACAGCUUAUGUGAUUAUAGGCAAAAGUUUUCUAACUAGAAACUUCUAAUAAAUAUAUCAAUUAAGCUAGAACUAAAACACUAAUAUAAAAAUACUUACGUUUCUGAAUAUCUAAAGUGAUAAUUUAGAAUCCUUCAAAGCUUGCCAAUACAAAUUGUGUCUGUUGACAGUGAUUUGUAACCUUUUAUUUUUAGUCUUAGAAUUUCAAAAGUAUAAACAUAUAAGAUCAUGGAACAAAAGCUAUAUAUUCUUUAUAUUAUUAAAAUGAUUAUGAGAAAAUGGUAUGGGAAUAUGUCACAUUCAAAUAAUUAUUCUAAAAAGAAACUGGAAACACAAGGGAAAAUUUAAUAUCCCUCAGAGCUGAGUAGACAUAAGCUACAUAUAGCACAUAAUCAUGUCCUUAUUUGUGUUAAAAAUGAAGACAAUUGUGUAGCUGCCUUUUCUGGUAUAUCAAAAAUAAUUUAGUAUAUUAUUUUUCAGCCCAUUUGUGCAAGAUUUAAUGUGUGUCCCAUCUGCAUUAUAAAUCAUUUCUGAAACUGCAGUGGUUCAAACCCAGUGUGAAGCAUAACUAAAAUCCAGAAAGAAAAAUGCAUCAUACUAAGAUGCUAUGUUUCUGGGUAUAGUCCUGAAUAAAUGUGCCAAUCAUAAAUCCAAAUAUUCAUUUCUUUUUUUCAUAUAUGACAUGGGGUACCCAUUAAAGGUAGAUCUUGGGAGCACUAGCUUCCUAGCAGACAUAAAUACACGUAGCAUGCAACAAUCAUUUUUCUAAACCACAAAUUAAACAUUUUAAUGUGAAUUUAUUUGUAAUUUACAUCUUGACGCCUGAUAUUUUUCAUGAAUUUGAAAGUGACAGGGAGGCUUGGCAUGAAGUCUGACCAGUACCUUCAGAUAUGUAGGAUUUGGAUUAAGAAAAUAGAUAUUUUGAUAAAUUAGAAAGCCUAAAAUCUAAAAAAAGAUGAUGGUCUCCUUGAUGAAAUUUUAAUUUUUAAAAUAAGCUUUACUCCUUAAUUUUUAAGAAGUAUGGAUUACACACAUUGGAUUAAAAUGUUCUUGUUAUACUAACAAAGCAUUCAAAGACAUCUGAGUGCCUUUAUGCCUUAAGUUUAUUUUCUUAACAUAUUGAUUACAGAAAAGGUUCAAAUCAUAUAGGACCACUUACUAAGUAGCAUAAUAAAUUUUCCCUUUCCUUUUAAAAUUAACUAGGGAGUAUUUACAACAAUAAUUUUUAUCAGAGUUAUAAGUAUAUAUAGACUUGCAAGCCUUGCUUUUAAAAAUACUGAUAGUAUGUUAAAUCUUUAUCCAACCAAGUAUGUUAUUAGUUUUAAUAAGCUGUUAAAAAUAUUCCAAGUUCACUCAUUUCAAAUAGCACUUAAAUUUAGAUAUGAUUAUAUUCUUUAUUCUUAACCCUAGAACUGGUAAAUUCUGCAAUAACAUAUACAUGCAAAUUAUUUAAUUCUGGAAUAAUCAGCAGCUCAAGUGAACUGAGAAUGAUUUUAGUGGUGCUUUCUUUUAAGAAAGUAUUUGCUUAAAGCAAGCGACAGUAUUGGUUUUGAAUAGGAAAAUCAGAUGUGAUUUCAAAUAAGGUAUUUGUAUUCUAUUAGUGCCAUGUAGCUUUAAUAAGGACAAAUCUUGUUCCUGCCAUUGUCCAGAUUUAAUGUAGAAUUCAGUAACACUUUCAACCAACUUUGCAGCAGUGUCUGGCAUUUAAGAAAAUUGAUCAAAAAAUUUAUAUAUAUAUAAUGAAAUUUAUUACACCUAUGGAGAAGUACAGACUUUUAUGCUUGAAUGUAUAUCUCUAAGGUGAGGGAUUUUUUAAGCAAAAGUAUUACUGUCAACAUACCAGUACAGGUUUGUUUGUGUACUUAUUAUGUAUAUGUUAGUAAAUUGCUGAAAACCAAAGCUUUUAUACUCCUUAGGUACAGCCAAAAGCACUGUUUAUCUAGUUUAGUGGCUGUUAGCAACUUUCCUGUGAUUUCUAAGUUGUGCUGGAUAUAUUUAUUACUAUGGCUCUCUCAGACACACAUGCAAUCCAAGUGGCUCCUUGAGCAGUAAUAUCUCACAAUUAUACCCACCAUGCUUUUGGAUAUUUAAAUGUGUUCUGGGGUCCUAAAAUGCAGUCUUUUUGGAAUCCAAGUCUUAUAAUCCCGGGUACUACUGGUUAUACUAUUUUGGGAGCUUGAGCUAACUCUAGUUCAGUGUUAAAUAUGUAGAUUCCAAUUGAAACAGAAGAGAGAGAGAAUCUGGUACAGAAAGUAAAGUAGAUAUAUCCCUUAAAGAAAAAUGAAGGUACUUAUCCAAAAUCUAGCUUUAUAUGGAAAGUAGAAAAAUUAGCUCAGAAUUAAAAAUUCUGCAGUUAUAAUAUAGACUAAAAUUUCAUAUGAAGCCUUUUCAAAAGUAAAGAAAUAUUUUUAAUGAAUUUAAACAUUGGCUUAAAUAUAUUGUAUUUGUCAUUGGACUCCAAUAUAACUGUGGAGUUAUAUUCUAUAAUGGAUAUAUUGAGUAUAUCCUACAUAUACCCACUACGUUAGAUUGUACUUGAGGAUGAUAUAUAAGCCCUAUCAGAACAAUCAUUGGUUUCAUCAUCUCUCUAGGGCAAAUUAUUCUCAUAUAAUCCAUUAUACUAAUCAGACCUUUGGACAUAUUGUGUAGUGAAGACCAUUACUAUUUGGAUGGUAUACUUGAAAUGGUGCAGUAUUCACACAGCUCUGAUCAUGCUGAUUCCCCUUUGAUCAUGUGAAAAUCGUCAUACAAUUGCAGAGAAAUGUGCACGUGGCAAAUGAUCCUGUGUAUGAGCACAGCAACUCUAUUUUAAUUAUUAUAAUUACAAAAUGAAAUGGAAAUGUUGCAGACUAUAUCAACCAUGAAAUUGAGCAUUGGGCUUAUGCAGAAGGAAUUUUGAAUGCAAGUAUCUGUCCAAACAAGUGUGUUAAUUAUAAUAAUGAUUUUCCAAAUUUCCCGGUCUUAAAAUGGAAAACAAAUUCUCCUUAGUGAAAGAAAUCUAACAAGCAGUCCUUAUAAUACCAUUUUUAACAUACAGUAUGCUGCCUUAGAAAAGAAGGAAGAUUACUAACUGAGGAUAAUUAUCUAAACCUCAGCCUCUUUUAUAAGAGAGGCUGGAGCUAGGUUCUUCGUCAGGCUGUACAGUUUAAAGUGAGUGACUGCUUUGACUAUAUUAAGCCAUUCUUAGUAGAUGGAUAGUAUAUGAAACCAAAUGGAAAUUUUUAAAAUCCCAUAUAGAACAGUAUUUUGUCACAACUCAAGAGAACAUAUCUUGGCAACUUGAUAGCAGAUUCACAAGCUUAGUAAACAUGAAAAAGUAGGAUUGUAUUUCAUUUGUAUGUGUGUAGCUCCUAAAAUCGAUGACACAUUGAAGGCAAAAUCCCAAUGAAAUCUCAAUUUGGGACAGAAGCUUGCUUUUAUUGUUAAUUUGGGUUUAACAAUGUACAUAAUAUAUGAUUAUUGCCAUGGCAAGGAAUGUGAAAUGACUUUAAAUUAAAUGUAUUUGUUUGAGAGGAACAAAAAGACUGAUCCACAGGCAUGGGGAGAUUAUGCUUAGAUUCCUUCAUGGGGAGGGUGUUGGAUUAAAUGGUCUUUUCUGUGAUCUGAUUUCUUUCUCCAUUAACAUUUUACCAUAUUCUAUCUGAUCUUGUUCUUGAGGAGUCCCUGUUUUGAAGGUCUAUGUUUGAAGGGGACGCAAGGGCUGCAGCAUAAGAAGAAAGUGGCAAUGUCUUCCUUUGUGAACAGAGGUCUCUGACUGACCUGACAAAUGUAACAGGCAUAGAAGAUCAAAUUGUAGGAAUUUACAGUAAGUAGGGAAUAUUGGCCUAGCAUCAAAGUCCUUUUAAAAUUAUACAGGGUAAAAUUUAAAGUUUUCAUUCAAAUACUUUACAUUUUUCAGUUGGAUUGUUUUUGGCCAUUACUUUAUUUAUUUUGCUAAUUUUAACCUAAGAAUAUUUAUUCUAAAAGACAAUUUAUCUUUAAAAAUAAACUAUAUUUUUUUCUCGUUCUGCCCUUUCCCUCCUAUGUGUGAUGAGUGGGCAUCACACAUUAUACUAGAUAAAGUGGGUUAGAGAUGGAUUGUAGUUUCCAUCUAAGUAUUUCUGUAUAAAUAAUAAAAUAUUAUUCCAUUCUGAAAAUAAGUUUACAGCUUAAGGGGAAAAAGAGAAUUAGUAUAAUGAGCCAAAGUAUUCCUUGUGCCAUAGCAAAUUAAAACAUUGCACAUACUCAGUCUCAUCAUUCCAAACAAUUUAGAGCCAUAGUCUGUUUGGUGUCUUAGGAAAUGAAUAUUAAAGGCAUGCAAACAAGCGAGCAAACCUGAGAUUUCAGAGCUACUGGAAUCUUAGCAGCAUCUCAAACGAGAAUGUACAUAGGAAACCUAUUACAUUCCUUUGGGAAUAGGUGGGGAAUUAUAUAAAUGCUCUCGUACAGUUGUUUUUUUUUCUGUUUCUCCCCUUAAAUUAAACAUACAAAAGCUAAUAAUUUCUACAACAGUGUUUCAUUGUGACAUAUUCAAACUUAAAUGAUUGACUUACAAGGGAGAGGUGGUUUAUAUUACUGGGUAUUAACACUGCUAUGGUGGACAAUUAGAAUUACUUUUCUACGAAGUUUACUGAGUCUGUAUUCUGAGAAACCUCAGAAAUGGUGUCAAUAAUGGGAAUUUUCAGAAUUAAUGCAUUUAGAAUUAUUCCAUUUUUAUUAACUUCACAUACCAUCUGUCCCCAUGCAACCCCACAUAUGUAUGCACUGUGCAUCUAACAGGCACAUAAUUAGUUAAAAAAUAUAGAAUACUUUCUUUUGGAACAGGGUCUAAAAGUUCAAUUUCACGUUGCUUGCUUUUUCUGAUUGUUUUGCUAAUAUCACCAGUUUAAACUUGGUACUUUUAACUGUAAAAAAGAAAUAAUUACCACAAUUAUGAUACAUUCAUACUGUCAUACCUCUAGCAAGUGUCACUAUAUAUGAAGUCAGUGGCAGACUCAUUUUUCAAAAAGCUAUGAAUAAUAUAUAAAUCUUAUCCUUUUGAUCUAAUGUACAUUUUUAUGCAGCUGUCAAAUUCUCUAUUUAAUCCCUUUAUUUCUCUAAAUGUUUUUACUCUCUGUUUGAAUGCUGGGCACACUUUGUAACGUAUGUACACAAUGGUAUUUUUUUCUAUCGAUGUUGACUCUUUUGCACAUUUUUUGAAAAUGUUUAAUUUGUACACUGAUUUAAUACUCUGACCAACUGUUAUGGAGUGUAUGGAAAAUAUGUAUGUGUGCAAUGUACUACUGUCUUGAAUGUAUGAGGAUUUUCUAAUUCAGUAUAAAUGUAUGUCAAUUUCUGGCUUUAUCUUGGUUGAGGAACUCAGGACAUUAACGUUGCUUACUAGUUCCCCAUUGUAAAUCUAAUCCAGCAACUUGGUUGCAUCUAAGCAGCUUAUUCUCUCUCUUUUCCACACAUGCACGCACACCCACAUGCACACAAAUCAUUCCAUUUGUGAACAGGAUUUUUCCAGCUCACUUUAUACUGUUGGAAUAUACCAGUCAAAUAUUGGCAAUAGAUUGCAACAUAAUUGAUUUAAAAUAGCAGUUAAUUGAGUUUUCUCUUUCCUGUCUUUAAUGUAAGUCUUUUCACAUUCAGUUUUGAGUAUUUGACCAUUAUUUGAAUGGAAAAUUGGCCAAAUACCAAAUUGUUUUACCUAUGUGUGAUGAGAGUGCAUGCAAACUUUUCAGAAGUAUGAAGCAGCUAAGGAAACACUGCUUACAUGAAACUUCAUGCACUCAUCAAAGCCUUGGUAAACUUUGGGUUGUGGCAAAGAUGUCUAACUUUCAAAAAUAAGGUAUACAAAAAUACCUUCAAUGUACUGUUUUCUCUUUCCAACAGACUCCAGAUUCAUUUCUACAUUUUUAAAUAAUUCUUUUUUUAAAGGUACUGCGUUUAGUUAGAUAAAUAUAUAAAAGCUUUGAAAGAUAAUUUACUAGAUAAAUAUAUUUUCAGCUGGCUGAUAUUCAGAAAAUAUUUUUUUAAUUUUUGUUUUUAACCAUUCAAAAUGUAUUUGUAUUUCCAGAAUUGGACUUGAAUUGUAUAUUAAAACACUCUGGCUGGACAAUGGUUUGGUUUGUCUUGUAAGUUCUCUCUCUCCCCCCCCCCCUCUCUCUUGCUCUCUCUCUCUCUCUCUCUUGUUACAAUGAAUGUUAUGUCUCCCUCUGGAUCUUAAAUCUUUCCUUGUUUUCUGGUACUGGGAAAAUUAAAGCAUAUUGAGGGUACUAGCAGAAUACCAAUGUUUAAAUUUAAGUUGACAACCUAGUUUGAAAGAAUCUUUGUAUUAAUGAUUAAGACGUACUAACUAUAAGGUUGGGAAAUAAAGCACGGGGGAUCUCAAGAAUCGACAUAAAACUGGUAUUCUUUUUUUUAAAGAGUGUACUAAUGGCCUGGUAUGGUGUGGUUUGUUCCAUUGUUCAUGCACAUUAGGACUUUAUUAUAGUGCUUGUACAAAAUGUAUAAUUUUUAAUUUUUUUUUAAAAAGUAUGUAUUUAUCCAUUAUUUUCUUUCUGGUAAAUGGCUUUUUAUUUUAUUAUGGGGUCUUUAUCAAAUAUAAAGUAAGCCAUGCUUUUAUUAUCUUGUGUUUGACCAAAUGACUUUGUUUUAUGAAAUGUGUAUAUUGCUGGUACACAUCUUCGUUCAGAACGAUUGUGCAUGAUGACCUGCAAGAAUUAAUAGAAGAAAGAUUUUUUUUCCUUCCAUGUUAUUUCAUUCUGGAAAGGUUAUGGUGCAAAGGUAUACUGGAUGUAGUUUAUGGAAUGACUAUAGAUAAUGGCACUUUUAAGUGUUAAUAAAACAAAUAUUUAUUUCCAA
Molecule: messenger RNA, 13945 nt
Organism: Thamnophis sirtalis
Lineage: Eukaryota; Metazoa; Chordata; Lepidosauria; Squamata; Natricidae
Source: RefSeq, a predicted model, not a curated record